This is a messenger RNA of Lycium ferocissimum, 1809 nucleotides long. Its product is annotated as mitogen-activated protein kinase homolog MMK2-like. Gene Ontology annotation, molecular function: ATP binding; MAP kinase activity. Lineage: Eukaryota; Viridiplantae; Streptophyta; Magnoliopsida; Solanales; Solanaceae. Bases 302 to 1423 code for a protein of 373 amino acids. The record is from RefSeq and is a predicted model, not a curated record. Gene Ontology annotation, cellular component: cytoplasm; nucleus. Gene Ontology annotation, biological process: intracellular signal transduction; protein phosphorylation. The transcript has 6 exons.
UCAAAGAAAAGUCAAUUUCCUUCACGGGCAACAACAAUGGCACCCUUCCAGUUCAAAAGUUCCCACAUGAUCACGUAUGUACUCUCUAGAAAAUUGAAAGAAAGAAAGAAAAGAGAAUCACCACAACUCUUUACAAUUUAAUUGUAUUAUUCACCACCCAAAAAGGAAAAGAAAGGAAAUGCAAAGGCUCUUUUUCUUCUUCUUCAACUUGGAAAAAAACACUUACCUUUCAUUUUAGUGUUGUAGUACAAGAUUCUUUAAACCCUUUUUUGGUCUGAAUUUUGGGUGAUUUUCUCGAGCUAUGUCUAUCGAUUCGAGUUCAGCUGAUCAUGGUAACAUAAGAGGAGUUCCAACUCAUGGUGGUCGAUAUGUGCAGUACAAUGUGCAUGGUUCUCUCUUUGAAGUUUCAAGAAAAUAUGUUCCUCCUAUUAGACCUAUUGGUCGUGGAGCUAAUGGAAUGGUUUGUGCUGCUAUGAACUCGGAGACACGUGAGGAAGUAGCUAUUAAGAAGAUUGGGAAUGCAUUUGAUAAUGUUAUAGAUGCCAAAAGGACAUUAAGAGAGAUAAAGCUUCUCAGUCACAUGGAUCAUGAGAAUGUAAUUGCAAUUAAAGAUGUUAUAAGGCCUCCUCAAAAGAAGAAUUUCAAUGAUGUGUACAUUGUUUAUGAACUGAUGGACACUGAUCUUCAUCAGAUUAUUCAUUCCAACCAACAGCUCACUGAUGAACACUGUCGACAUUUUCUGUACCAAGUAUUGCGAGGACUUAAGUACAUUCACUCUGCCAAUAUCUUGCAUCGCGAUUUAAAGCCGAGCAAUUUGCUUGUGAAUGCAAAAUGUGACCUAAAGAUUGGAGAUUUUGGGCUAGCAAGGACGACAACUGAGACAGAUUUCAUGAUGGAGUAUUGUGUAACACGCUGGUAUCGUGCUCCAGAGUUGCUACUAAAUUGUUCAGAAUAUACGUCGGCCAUUGAUAUUUGGUCAGUAGGCUGCAUACUUGGUGAAAUAUUGACAAGACAACCCCUUUUUCCAGGCAGAGAUUAUGUACACCAGUUGAGACUUAUCACUGAGCUUAUAGGCUCACCUGAUGAAGCCAGUCUUGGGUUUCUCCGGAGUAAUAAUGCCCGGAGAUACGUUAGACAGCUUCCAAGGUACCCAAAGCAACAAAUUUCUGCCAAAUUCCCUAAUUCAUCUCCUCGAGCUGUAGAUUUGCUUGAAAAGAUGCUCAUCUUUGAUCCAAGCAGGCGUAUUACUGUUGAUGAAGCUCUGAGUCAUCCGUACUUGGCACCUCUUCAUGAUAUCAAUGAGGAGCCUGUUUGUCCAAGGCCUUUCAGUUUGGAUUUUGAGCAGCCAUCCCUCACUGAAGAUAAUAUCAAGGAGCUCAUCUGGAGGGAAGCUGCAAAAUUUAAUCCUGAUCCAACUCAUUGAAAGAAAUGUGGUUAUAUGAUGUAAAACAAUAAGCGUUUGGUUUGGUUAGCUUUCUCUAAUAUAGUGUAUUAGACUAGUAAUGUUCCCCACUGAAGAUGACUGAAUAAAUACGGUGGAGCUCUUGAGUUCAAGAAAUUGUUAGUGGCUUAAAGUCAGAUACUUAUUCCCUUAUUAUGUUUGGUUUAUUGGUAUUGUAUGAAGAAGCUAAAGAGUAGCCUGCGAUCAGAUGGUUCUAUAUACCGACUCCUCCUUUGAUGCCUGAACAUUUCACCUGUUCAAGUGGUUUGACAUAACAUGGAAAUUGUUCAUGUGAGAAUGGACAGUGAGCGGAUGAGUUUUGAAGUUGUAUGCCUAUUUAUAAAAGGUGCCAGGAUUAUGGAAUGGCU